Molecule: messenger RNA, 1122 nt
Organism: Quercus lobata
Lineage: Eukaryota; Viridiplantae; Streptophyta; Magnoliopsida; Fagales; Fagaceae
Gene: FRU
Product: FER-like regulator of iron uptake
Exons: 4
Coding region: 38-973 (311 amino acids)
Biological process (GO): regulation of DNA-templated transcription
Cellular component (GO): nucleus
Molecular function (GO): DNA-binding transcription factor activity; sequence-specific DNA binding; protein dimerization activity
Source: RefSeq, a predicted model, not a curated record
CGCAACCAAGCCUCCCUCCAUCAUUCAAUUGAUAGAGAUGGAAGCCUCUGCAAAUCCCCUAGUGAACAUCAAUGAUUUUGAGCUACAUGAUUUCAUUGACGAGACCAAUUUCCACCAUUGCAUCAAUUUAAUCCGAGGAAGCAAUGACCCAGUUGUGAAUUUUGAUACUGAUCUUAUUAAUGGUUGUUUUGUUGAUAACCAAUUUGGUCCGAACCCGGUUGAUAUGUAUGAUUUUAAUGGUACUACUAUGAUGACCGACCCAAAUACUAUGUUCAACACGUUGGGAAGUUUUGGUGAUGAUGUCCAGGACGGGGAUGAAGAUAAUGAUAGAGAGGAUUCCUCGGCAACCACCACCACAACCACGACUACAACCCCGACGAAGAGGGCGAAGGGUGAUCGGUCAAGAACUUUGAUUUCAGAGCGGAGGAGGAGAGGAAAGAUGAAGGAAAAGCUUUAUGCAUUGCGUUCCUUGGUUCCUAACAUCACAAAAAUGGAUAAGGCCUCCAUUGUUGGAGAUGCUGUACUCUAUGUGCAAGAGCUGCAAAGCAAGGCUAAGCAGCUAAAAUCUGAGAUUGCGGGUCUUGAAGCAUCCUUAGUAGGAUCAGAAAGAUACCAAGGAUCAAUUGAAAGCCCUAAGAAGGUUCAAGUGUUACAAAACAACUAUCAGGUUUCCAAGAAGAUCAUCAUGCAGAUGGAUGUGUACCAAGUGGAGGAAAGAGGCUUUUAUGUGAGAUUGGUGUGCAAUAAGGGAGGAGGGGUGGCUUUAUCACUAUACAAGGCUCUCGAAUCCCUUACUAACUUCAUAGUUCAGAGCUCCAACUUGGCCACAGUUUCUGAGAGAUUUGUACUGACAUUUACGUUAAACGUGAUAGAUUCUGAGCAGGAAAUCCAUUUGCCAAAUUUGAGACUAUGGAUUGCUGCGGCUCUAGUGAACGAACAGUUUGAAUUAAAAACACCUUUGUCAUAUGCCUAGCUAAUUUCAUACUCUCUCUCUCUCUCUCUCUCUCUCUCUAAUGCUACUAUGUAUGAGUACUGUGAUAUCUGGUUAAUCUGCAAUCAAUGAGUGCAUGAACCUUAGCAUGUCUACAAGUGUUCACUUGCUAGAACGAGUUACUAUGCUCU